AUGGCGACCAUGUUGAUGAAGCUGGAACGUAUUCCGAAGUAUUUGGAGCAGAAGAUAUAUAUCUGUAAGGGAACUAUGCCUCUGGGACUUUCAAUCGAAGCCACGCCUACCAGCCACGGUUGCGUCAUCAAGAACAUCAGCAACGGUGCCGUUUUAAGAGACGGUCGCCUGUCAAUCAAUGACGUCAUCUGUGACGUCAACAACGAGACCUUAAGAGGGGUCAGCAACUUCCAGGCCAAGUCGAUCUUGAGGAGGGCCGCACUCGUCGGAGAUGUCAUCAGCUUGACGUCCAUACCAUCUUCAAAAUUGUUACCCUACAUGAAGAAAUUAAACAUCGAUAAGAGUGAUGAUGGCGUCUAUGAUGACGUUAAAACUGAAACGAUAGAUGCCUGUUCACUGCAAUGUAGGAAGGAGAUGCACUUGAGGGACAUCAAACUCGUCGAGAUGAAGGCGAGUGAAAAUCCUAAAUUGAGGUAUAAAAUUAUAAAAGUUGUCGUCAACAAAAACAACAAAUCAACAUGCAACUAUUGCGGAAUGCUUCAGCCUGGUAACAUUGCAACACCAGAAACGAGCAACACAACCAGCCACCCAACAAACAACACAACAAACUGCACGACAAACAACACAACAAACAACAUCGACAUUUCAAUGUCUAAAUCAUUUUUACUUGUCAAUAAUGAACAUUCAACAAAUGGACAAUCUUUGAUCAAAUCUCGUUCGCUCAACUUUACUGACAACAACUACAAAAAGAACCUCGAAUCACCCGUGAACGAAAAUCUUUUUAAUAAAAAACUUGGACUGCAACUGGCUGGGAAUCGUUUUUCAAGUGGAGUUUUUGUUGAGAAAAUUCUACCCAAUGGCAUUGCACAUUUAAAUGGAGGCUUUCAAGUUCGGGAUCAAAUCAUACAGGUAAAGAACCAAUCGCUGAUGACAACCAAUCACCUCAGCUCAACACCGAUCAUUGCGUCACUUGUCAAUCAAUCUACAGAUCACGUGACUUUCUACUUGCUGAGAUUGGAAAGCAUGGACGUUGAUGUAAAUGAAAAUGACAACAAUAACAAUAACAACAACAGCAACAACAACAACAACAAAAACAACAACAACAGCUAUUCUAACGAAAAGACACAAACGGACGAUAACCAUAUUGACAUUAACGUUGACAGUAGGAGUAACAAUGUCAGAAAUAUCAUAAAUGGCGUCGAAUAUGUUAAUUACUCAAAAACAAAAAAUCAAAAACAACGACAAUUUCAAAAACAACAACAACUCGAGCAAAAUCAGUGCCUUACCGUUGCGACAACAACGACAACCAUCAUAUCAUCAAGGUCCUCUGUAGUAACGUCUGCAACUACAACUUCAGCUACAUCGUUGUCGUCAUCAAAAAUUUUCCCACAACAAACUACAUCUGCGACAACCAAUCCUCAUUCUACAUCUAAUCGCGACGACAUAAAAAACGCGAACAAAUUUUACAACAACAACAACACAAAAUCUCCCAACAACAUCACAAACAAUAGCAGCAACAUCAAUAACAACAACAACCACAACAACUUUGACGACGACAGCAACGUUUCAACGACAAUUCAUCAAAUUGAAUACGACAAACCAACGUGGAUUACAGUUGACAAGAAGGACCUCUGCCUUGGAGUCGAAGUGGUCGGUGGUGUGACGACGCUUCUGAGGUACCUGUACAUACACGAUAUCUUCAGGGGUGGGGCUGUCCAUAGGGACGCCAGGUUGAAGAUCGGGGAUAAAAUAUUGCAGAUCAACGACAAAUGCUUGCGACAUGCGACAGACGACUACGCCAACGACAUGCUUCGAAGACAAACGACCUCCUCCGUAAGUUUUCAGGUAGUUCGCGAGUCCAGACCUAUCUCGGAGAGAGAUGCCUAUGAUAUUAUUCAGGCCUCCAUCAGCAAAAAGUCCAGUCGUGGUUUCGGUUUCUGUUUCGUUGUAAGAGGGAAGAAUGAAGGGGUCUUUGUAUCUGACAUUAUAAGGGGUACAUCAUCAGACGCCGAAAGCAUCAUGUUACCAGGCGACCAAAUUUUGAGAGCGAAUGACGUCGACAUGAGAUCUGUGACGCACCACGAAGCUUCCAUCAUCUUCAAAACCGCUCUAAAGCAACUGAACUUGACAUUUGCCAGGGUCAAAUCGGCUUCAAGGUCAUCCGAUGACGAUGACGAUGAUGAAGAUGAUGAAGAGAGAAAAUUAGGCGAAGUGAACAUGGUGAGAUGUGUCCUCAUACUAGCAAUGAUAACAAAUCAAAAUGGAACAAUUGAAGAAAUGCAAUGCCAGUACAGAUUUGGAGAUGAAGCUAUUGAUUCAGAAUUCGAUUGGAAGACUUUGAUUGCAGUGCUAUAUUUAUAUUCAACGUUUGACCGUUAG
Molecule: messenger RNA, 2379 nt
Organism: Helobdella robusta
Lineage: Eukaryota; Metazoa; Annelida; Clitellata; Rhynchobdellida; Glossiphoniidae
Exons: 11
Coding region: 1-2379 (792 amino acids)
Molecular function (GO): protein binding
Source: RefSeq, a predicted model, not a curated record